ACUUGUUUUUAUACCCCGUCCGAUCUGACCCCCUUUCAGUAAUAUUACAACUGCUUUUAUUGCAACUCCUUGUAAAAGACAGAAAGAGCGAAUAUUGCAAAAACACCAAGUUAUUAAGUCUGUGAUACUACAAUCAAAGAUCAACUGGUAAUUAUUAGUAUUUGAAGAAGUAAAAGUACAAAUUUCUUGAAGUUAAGGAGGUGAAAUUGGAGAAAGAUGGCAACUGUAGGAAGGAACACAGCAGGACCGUUGUUGUUCUUGAACUUGGUUUUGUAUAUUAUUAUUUUGGGGUUUGCUAGUUGGUGCCUUAACAAGUAUAUCAACUUUUCUACUCGUCAUCCUGGAUUGGGAGGCAACGGAGCAACACCUUUUUUCCUGAUUCUGGCAAUCUUGGCUGGUGUUAUUGGGGUUAUCUCCAAGUUGGCAGGAGCAAGCCACAUUAGGGCAUGGAGGAAUGACAGUCUUGCUGCUGCUGGAUCUUCGUCAUUGGUUGCAUGGGCCAUCACUGCCCUCGCCAUGGGAUUAGCUUGCAAAGAAAUCAAUAUAGGAGGUUGGAGAGGGUGGAGGCUCAGAGUGCUGGAAGGCUUUAUAAUAGUAACUACAGUCUUUGAGCUGUUGUAUGUGUUAAUCCUUCAUGCUGGUCUGUUCAGUAGUCGAUAUGGCCCUGGGUAUAGGGAGCACGAGUACGGCAUGGGCACUCAAGGCACUGCAGUUGAUCCGAAAGGAACGACGACAGCUAGGGUUUGAGAUAAUCACUCAAUAUAACAACUGUAGAUGUAAUCAUGUUCAAAUAAUAGACUGGUUCUAUAGUGUGGAAAACAUGCAUGAUCUAAGAUUCUAGCUAGUGUUUUCUUUUAGAUAUCUUUUGGAAAGAAAGACAAGGAUUAUGUAUGUUAUGUUUUUAUGUUAAUAGCUGUAGUCGUCUUGUAUUUACUCAUAUAGGUCUUUGUUGAUCUGUUUGUAAGGAUCUUUGAUGUUCCUGAGACAGUUCUGAAGUUGUCUCAUUAUUACUGAUUCCACAGUUCUUUUCA
Beta vulgaris subsp. vulgaris (sugar beet) is the source of this 1031-nucleotide messenger RNA. RefSeq lists its product as hypothetical. The record is from RefSeq and is a predicted model, not a curated record. Lineage: Eukaryota; Viridiplantae; Streptophyta; Magnoliopsida; Caryophyllales; Amaranthaceae. The coding region runs from base 217 to 747 and encodes 176 amino acids. The transcript has 3 exons.